Zingiber officinale is the source of this 525-nucleotide messenger RNA. RefSeq names its product homocysteine S-methyltransferase 2-like. Bases 1 to 525 code for a protein of 174 amino acids. The record is from RefSeq and is a predicted model, not a curated record. Gene Ontology annotation, biological process: S-methylmethionine cycle. The transcript is spliced from 4 exons. Gene Ontology annotation, molecular function: S-adenosylmethionine-homocysteine S-methyltransferase activity. Lineage: Eukaryota; Viridiplantae; Streptophyta; Magnoliopsida; Zingiberales; Zingiberaceae.
AUGGUUUUGAGUACAGGUUCUGUUUGUAGUGGAAACUAUGGCCAAGAAAUUACUGUGGAAACCCUUAAAGAUUUUCACAGGAGAAGGCUUGAGGUUCUUUCUGAAGCUGGAGCUGAUAUAAUUGCUUUUGAAACAAUUCCAAAUAAACUUGAAGCUCAAGCAUAUGUUGAACUUCUUCUGGAGUGUGACACAAAAAUUCCAGCUUGGUUUUCUUUCACUUCGAAGGAUGGGAUCAAUGUUGUUAGUGGAGAUUAUAUGGCUGAAUGUGUUUCUCUGGCUGAUUCAUGCAAGAAAGUCGUUGCUAUUGGAAUCAACUGCACUGCACCUAGAUUCAUCUACAAUUUAAUUCUCUCUAUUAAGAAGGAAACACUAAAACCCAUCUUAGUUUAUCCAAAUAGUGGCGGCGAAGGGUAUGAUCCUGUUAGAAAGGAUUGGGUGGUGAGUUUUUACAACCUCGUUGAUACUUCAACAUGUCUUCUUCCUGUUGCUUCGAUAUUAUUGAGUUCUAAACAUAAGCAAUUCUGA